This is a messenger RNA of Carica papaya (papaya), 1653 nucleotides long. The record is from RefSeq and is a predicted model, not a curated record. NCBI's taxonomy places the organism in Eukaryota, Viridiplantae, Streptophyta, Magnoliopsida, Brassicales, Caricaceae.
CCAGAAACUUCAAAAGAAUCAACAAUGGCGAAACCAAGCUCUAUGUCGAUUCUCGCAGUUUGUUUCCUCUUGUUCUUCACCAGAUUCGAGUUAUCUUCGGCAGUCGAAGUUUACCAAACCUUCCUGCAAUGUAUGACAAACCAGACAGGUCCUGAGAUUUCAAAAGCCAUUUUUGCUAAAACCAACUCUGCUUAUACCUCCGUUCUUCAAGCAUACUUACGUAAUGCACGUCUCAACACCUCUACUGCGCCAAAGCCGGAAAUCAUCAUAACCCCAUUGCAAGAAUCCCACGUUCAAGCAGCUGUGAUUUGUAGCAAGAAAGUUGGUUUUCGUUUGAAAAUCCGCAGUGGCGGCCAUGACUAUGAUGGGAUCUCGUAUGUCUCUGAUCUCCCUUUCUUCAUGCUGGAUAUGUAUAAUUUGAGGAGUGUAACGGUGGACAUGGCGGAUCUGUCUGCGUGGGUUGGAUCCGGUGCGACGCUUGGGGAAGUUUACCAUGCGAUUUGGAAGAAAAGUAAAGUUCUUGGGUUCCCCGCCGGAGUUUGUCCGACUGUCGGCGCUGGUGGACAUAUAAGCGGCGGUGGGUAUGGAAAUAUGAUACGUAAGUACGGUUUGUCCGUUGAUCAUAUGGUGGACGCUAAAAUAGUUGAUGUGAAUGGAAGAAUUCUUUAUAGAAAAUCAAUGGGGGAAGAUCUUUUUUGGGCGAUCAGAGGAGGUGGAGGAGCAAGCUUUUGUGUUAUUUUAUCUUAUAAACUCAAACUCGUCCCUGUCCCCGAAACUGUUACAGUUUUCCGAGUACAAUAUUACAUGGAAGAAAAUGCUCUUGACAUAACUCACAAAUGGCAAUUCGUUGGUCCAAAAACUAACCCUGGUUUAUUCAUGAGAGUUCUUCUACAACCCAUUACAUGGAAGAAAAACAGGACGAUAAGAACGACUAUUAUGGCAUUGUUUUUGGGUAAAGCAGAUGAAGUAGUUUCCCUUUUGGGGAAAGAGUUUCCUGAAAUGGGUUUGAAGAAAGAGAAUUGUACAGAAAUGACAUGGAUUCAGUCUGUUCUAUGGUGGUCAAACAUUGAUGAUGUAAACAGUGUAACCCCAGAUGUUUUACUUGAUAGACAUCCUGGUUCAGGAAGUUUCAUGAAGAGAAAAUCAGAUUACGUGAGUAAGGAGAUUAGUAAACCAGAUUUGGAAUCUCUAUUCAAACAGAUGAUCAAGAUUGGAAAAACAGGUUUGGUUUUUAAUCCUUAUGGGGGAGCACUUAAAGAGGUUUCUGCAACCGAAACUCCAUUUCCACACAGAGAUAAGCUUUACAAGAUUCAGUAUUCUGUGAACUGGGUAGAUGCUGGGAUUGAAGCAGAUAAACAGUUCAUGAACGAGAUAAGAACUCUUUAUGGGUAUAUGACUCCUCUGGUUUCUCAAAACCCUAGAGGGAGUUACAUAAAUUAUAGAGAUCUUGAUAUUGGGAUUAAUAAGCUUGGUGGGAAUGUGUAUGAAGAAGGAAAGGUUUAUGGGAAGAUGUAUUUUGGUGAUAAUUUUGAUAGGUUGGUGAAGGUGAAGACUGCAGUUGAUCCAGGAAAUUUCUUCUGGAAUGAACAGAGUAUACCUCCUCUAAAAACUGCGGCAUAGACAAUAUAUAUAUAUAUGAUAGGUUCACAAAAU